GCUAUACCUCGUCGCCCACGCGUGGUAUGACGGGAUGGGACGGUGAGACGCCGCCUACUUAGGCUGUUGCUGGCCACAGUACGUGCAACUCGCACUCAGAAACCACAAGCCACUCGCCACAUGGAAAUGGACAAGCACGGUCAACCUCUGCUUGCUCUGCUUCCCCUCCUCCUCUGCCUCUCCGUGCUCCGGGCCAGCGCGGCGGCUUCUGUCACCGCCGGCAACCCCGACGGCACGGAGCUCUGGGGAUUCGUCGAAGUCCGACCAAAGGCCAACCUGUUCUGGUGGUACUACAAGAGCCCCCAGAGGGUGUCGACGCCGUCCAGGCCAUGGCCGACCGUCCUCUGGCUACAGGGCGGUCCCGGAGCGUCGGGGGUGGGCAUCGGCAACUUCAUGGAGAUCGGGCCCCUCGACGUGAACCUCAAGCCCCGAAACUCGACGUGGCUGCAGAAGGCGGACCUCAUCUUCAUGGACAACCCUGUGGGGGUCGGGUACAGUUACGUUGAGGACGACAGCCUGCUGGUGACGACUGACUGGCAGGCGGCCACGGACGCCACCACGCUGCUCAAGGCGCUCGCCAAGGAGCUGCCCACCCUGCAGCAGGGGAGCCCCCUCUUCCUCGUCGCCGAGUCCUACGGCGGAAAGUACGCCGCCACUCUCGGCGUCUCCGUCGCAAGGGCCGUCCGUGCCGGCGACCUCAAGCUCAAGCUCGCAGGCGUCGCGCUCGGGGAUAGCUGGGUCUCGCCGGAGGAUUUCACGCUCGCUUACGCGCCGCUGCUCCUGGAGGUUUCGAGGCUGGACGACAACGCCGGCGACGCCGCCAAGAAGAAGGCGGCGACGGUGAAGGAGCAGAUCGCGGCCGGGCGGCUGGCGGACUCGCAGGGGUCGUGGUCGGAGCUGCUGGAUUUCAUUGACUCCAAGAGCGCCAGCGUCGACAUGUACAAUUUCCUGCUCGACGCCGGCAUGGACCCGGUGGCGGCGGACCUGCCGGCGACCUCGUCGACUCCGACGACGUCGAGCAACGCGCAAGUGAUGAAGUACUCGACGUACCUCGGCGGCAGCCAGGAGGAAGCCGGCUCCAACACCACCAACACCCUCGGCGGCAUCAUGAACGGGGUCGUCAAGGAGAAGCUCAAGAUCAUCCCCAAGGAUCACGAGUGGCACGAGCUGUCGGACCCCGUCUACAACGCGCUGGUCAACGACUUCAUGAAGCCACGGAUCGACGAGGUCGACGAGCUGCUGUCUUACGGUGUAGAUGUCACGGUUUAUAAUGGCCAGCUGGAUGUGAUUUGCUCGACCAAGGGCGCGGAGGCAUGGGUGCAAAAGCUCAAAUGGGAUGGGCUGAAGAACUUCCUGAGCCUGCCGAGGCAGCCUCUGUCCUGCGGAUCAUCCAAGGUCACCAAGGCCUUCGUCAGGUCCUACAAGAACCUACAUUUCUACUGGAUCCUUGGCGCUGGCCACUUCGUGCCGGCCGACCAGCCUUGCAUUGCGCUGAGCAUGAUCGCUGGCAUAACCCAGUCUCCAGCCAGCUAGGUGAGGAGACCCGGAUAGAGCAGAUCCUGUCUGUCGGAUAGGAAAAGGAAACUGACGAUAGAAGUAUAAAAAGAAAGGCUGCGUACUUUAAAGGGCGAUGAAAUUGAUUGUAAGGUGCGUUGGUGUGUGAGUGGGGUUAAAGCUCGUCCGUUUUAUUCUCCGAAUAAAAGAUGACACCUUUUAGAGCUUCUUUCACA
This is a messenger RNA of Triticum aestivum (bread wheat), 1730 nucleotides long. Its product is annotated as serine carboxypeptidase-like 51. Bases 121 to 1533 code for a protein of 470 amino acids. Gene Ontology annotation, biological process: proteolysis. NCBI's taxonomy places the organism in Eukaryota, Viridiplantae, Streptophyta, Magnoliopsida, Poales, Poaceae. The transcript has 12 exons. Gene Ontology annotation, molecular function: serine-type carboxypeptidase activity. The record is from RefSeq and is a predicted model, not a curated record.